UCAGGGGUCAUAUGACUCAGUUGUAGUGGUGCGAUGUGAAUGUUCCUGUUGUAAACCUAUGACAUAAACACACGGAGACACCGGGACACCGUGUUCAGAAUCCGCUUUGUACGCAGUUUCCAGUUGUUUCGUCAGAAGCAUCACACACACCAUGCACCUCCCAGCCCCUUCUUACAGUCCCACCUGUAGCUGAGCCUCUCCUCGGCCUGAGCUCCAGUACUCCCCCUCGCACAACAUGGAUCCUGAGCAGCGGCCCAGCGCGGACUACUUUUCUUGGGGCUACCGUCUUCAGCUUAUUGGUCUGGGCUUUGGCUUCUAUGCGGGAGCAUUCCUCCUGUCCCACCUCCUGUCUGUGGCCCUGUCCCGCACCUACAGCAACCUCAUAGCCAAGGAGAAGGUUUUCUGGAACCUCGCAGCGACGCGGGGGGUGUUCGGCAUCCAGAGCACAGUGGUCGGUCUCCGGGCCCUGACAGAGGACUCCGCGUUGGCCAGGGACCGAGUGAGGGGUCAAGAAGACUGGUCGUGGUUCAAUGUCCUCACAGCCACUGGCUUCUUUGCGUUUGAGAAUGUAGCGCUUCACGCCUCCAGUGUGGUGUUUCGCUCAUUUGACCUCCCACUGGCCACGCACCAUUUCUUCGCCCUAUCGGGGUUUGCGUCGGUGGUGUUUUGGGAUUCCUCGGGCCACUUCCUGUCGAUGGUCACGCUGCUGCUGGAGAUGAGCACGCCGUUCACCUGUAUAUCCUGGAUGUUCCUCAAGGCUGGCUGGGCAAACACCCUGUUUUGGAGAGCCAACCAGUGGGUGAUGAUCCACUUAUUCCACUGUCGCAUGGUGCUCACCUACUACAUGUGGUGGGUGUCCUUGGCCCACUGGGCCGAGCUCAGCACCCAUGUGGCCCUUGUCCCACUCCUGCUCUUCUUCACUGGCCUCACUCUGCUCACGUUUAUCAUCAACCCCAUCUGGACGCACAAGAAGACCAUGCAGUUGCUCAAUCCCGUGGACUGGAACUUUGGCAACAAGCCCACCCCCGUAAGCGGUGCCAUGGAGGGUCAGUCUGCAGUUUCUUUUAAACCCCACGCCAGCUAAGGGGUACUGAGGAAGUCUCAAAGAUGCCUUUUUUCUUUUUCUUUUAAUGAAUGUUUUAAGUUACUUUUAGAGUGAUAGUGGUACGUUAGGUGUUUAUUCUUUUACUAAAUGUUUGUAUACACGCGUUCCUUGAGCAAUAAGUGAACUUCACUAUUCAAAAAAAAGCCCUAACGGGAAGAUUGUGUCAGGUUUUUAUCUCUAACGUUGACCACUUUCCCUCAGGCCUAAUCUACAGAUUGGUUUAUUUGUUAACUUUUUUUUUAGAUCUAGUUAGCUUAUCUUUUAAUAGGUUUGGUUGUGUAAGGCAGUGGAAAGGAACCCAUUUUACCAAUUAUGUGUUUGGUUAUGUAUUCACAAUAGAAAAAACACGAGAACAAAUUCAAAACACUCUACACUUACAGUAUUUAAAGAUGUAUAUCCUGUAAUACUUGAGGAGGUGUGUGUACGUACAUGCAUACAUACAUACAUACAGCUGCUUUUGGUCUGUUGCUAUUGAUGGCGAAGUGCAGUUGAUUUACUUUAUCAAGUAAAAGAAGCCUGGUAACAUGUUAAACUCUCUCUCAGUAGACAACCCAGUCAUCAAGUCACAGUGUGACCGUUUGUCAUAUACAGCUCUAGUGGUGCUUUUACAACAGACAUCUUUGUUCAGCGGGAAAAAUUGGAUUAAGUUAAAAGAAUUAGGUUCUAUCGGUUAGUCAUUGAAGCUAUUGCAUACUAAGUGGAUAAUUGGAUCAGUCCACUCGUGAGUCACAUUGGUGUUUUUGGACUGAAUCCUCUCAGCAGAGGGGAAUGUUUAUCGUAGUCAUGAAAGAAAAUGCCUUGAACAGAAUCGUCUUUAUUUGUGGAAGAAUGGGCAGGACUGGUCCACUGCAUAAAGGCUCUUUUGUCCAAAAUAGACAUGCAAUGUGGCAUAGCUGAAGCAGUUUACUGACUGAACCAAGGAAUUUGUUGACCAUUAUGCUUUCUUUUUUUUUGGAGUUACUGUACGAGUCAAAUUCCCUUUUUAUUUCUACCUCUGCAACAUCAAAACUUACAUAACACUUCCCCUUGUGUUUUUCACAAUGGCAUCAUUGUGCUGAAGCCAUGGCAUUGUGUGUUGGGUUUGUCCUUUUUGUUUUAAUGUCUGGUAUCGGAAGGUUUGGUUUAGUUAUCACUCUGCUACAGACUGUCUGAUCUUUUACAGUUUCUCACAAUCAGUGUUUUGGCUUUAUCAACAUUGUUGCUCGUUUGUCAUAUGUAUACGGCCUAGAAUUUCUGUUUGAGGAAAUUUCUUCCAUUCAUAUUAAUCUAAUGUAACAGUAUCUCAAGGAUGUAAACCAACACUUUUUUUAUUGGGGCCUGAGAGUAGACUGAAAGUAUUAAAGUUUGAAGCAAAUGUAUUUAUAACAGUUAAUAGUAUUUUUCUGGUUCUUUAAUAAACAACUGUUUGUCCACUAUUUUUACUAAAAAAGACUAAUAAAAGAGUUUGAUUUUCA
Cyclopterus lumpus (lumpfish) is the source of this 2559-nucleotide messenger RNA. RefSeq names its product CLN8 transmembrane ER and ERGIC protein (gene cln8). The record is from RefSeq and is a predicted model, not a curated record. Gene Ontology annotation, cellular component: membrane; endoplasmic reticulum. Lineage: Eukaryota; Metazoa; Chordata; Actinopteri; Perciformes; Cyclopteridae. Gene Ontology annotation, biological process: lipid homeostasis. The transcript is spliced from 3 exons. The coding region runs from base 236 to 1084 and encodes 282 amino acids.